GCUAAACGUCUAACGGCUAGUGCCUACCAAGGAACGGCAUGAGCGGGCUGGGGCACUUUAAAACAGAAUGGCUAACUAACAAUAAAUAUAGGAGAAUAGUCGGAUUUGCGCCUUCAGGAGUGAUCUUACAUGGGUCCGUUGGAACUCCAGGUAGUACUGCAAUAACACGUAUAGUCGUAGAAGAAGGUCAUCAAACAGAUUUACCGUGUGUGACGGAUCAGCCAUCGUUCAAUAAGACGGGCAACGUACUCAAGGUCUGGUGGUUUCACCAAAGACCGGGCAGAUCGUUUGCGGUCAACCCUUUCUAUACCAUCGAUCUCACUUCUUCGAAUCAGGUUCUGCGUUGGGCAUCAGAGAAGUGGACAUCUCGAGCCUACUUCAGCUUAUUAUCAUAUCCGUACUCGUUAAAGCUAAUUCGACUAGAACACUCGGAUGCGGGUGCGUACAUCUGCCAGGUGCACUUCAAAGAUGGCAGUAUACGAAAUGGAACCGUCCAGCUACAAGUUGUCGUACCCCCGUUACCUCCACACAUUUACACGGAAACUGGGGAGGAAGUUCAGACAAGCCUUGGACCCCUGAAUGAAACGUCCAAGCUUGUCCUCGUCUGUAAAGUCAAAGGAGGCAAACCAGCUCCCAGUGUAACAUGGAAGCGAGGAGGCACCGGCGAAAUCGAGGGCAACGUUCGUACGUCUCGUAUUGGUGACACAACCGCUUCGAUCCUCACUUUACAUCCACUUCAGCGCGAGCAUCACCUCGCUGAGUUCAUCUGUGAAUCUGCCAAUGACGAGAUCACUUACCACACGACCCAGUUGCGGCUUGAGCUCAAUCUAUCACCGCUCCUUGUCCAAAUUCGUCGAAGUGAUGCCGCGCUAAGUAGUGGCUACCAUGCCGAAAUUAUAUGUGAAGUGUGGGGUAGUGUCCCGCCUGCUAAGGUGUCUUGGUGGAAGAAUGGCAUUAAUCUUGAGCAGGACUUUGAGCACACGAGUAUGGAUGGAAAUUUGACGACUUCCGUGGUCCGAUUUCAGCCUCGAGCAGAAGACAAUGGACAGAGCUUGGUAUGUCGUGCAGAGAACCCUCGCAUGUCUGUGCUUGGGGUACGAGAAGACCAAUGGGACCUAAAUGUGCACUACCGUCCCGUGGUACGCGUUCAACUUGAUGCACCGGGCCAAGGGUCAAUAACGGAGGGCAGUGAUAUCUCAAUAUUGUGCCUUGUCGACGCUAACCCAGCACCGUUUGGCCCGCUCAUCUGGAAACACAAUGAGCACAAACUUUCGGCCACAUUAGGUUCUGGUGUGAGCGCACGUCGAAAUCGUCUUCACAUACGCAACGUCAGCCAUGGACAUGCCGGUAACUAUACGUGUGAAGCUGCGAAUGGCCAAGGGUCCGGCGUGUCGCCUGCGCUCUUUCUACGGAUAAAGCAUGUUCCCCUUUGCCGUCCUCACCAGCGAAUUGUAUAUCAUGCCCGGGUAGGUGAGACUAUUCGUGUGAAGUGUUCGGUCACCUCACAUCCCUCAUCGGUUUCCUUUCGAUGGAAGGUUAAUAGCACAACAACCGAAGGACGAGUUGACAGGUUUACAUGGGAUGGCACUACGAGUGAAGCAGAGUUUACGCCACGAGAUAGUGGCGAUUUUGGUACGUUACUUUGCUGGGCCAGGAAUCAGCUUGGAGAUCAACGAGAACCAUGCUCAUUCGUCAUUGUUGAUUUAGGCUCCCCUUGGCUGGCGGACGAGGUAACAAUUGCAGCUACGUUGUGUUUAGCUCUCCUAUUCGUCAUGUUAAUUUCGUUUGCAGUCGUAUUGCGGAACCGUCGCCGUGACCAUGACUAUAUGCAGGAGGCGUGCGAUUCGGGCCACGGUGGCGUUAUCGUGCUGAAGAGUAACGGGUGUAACAAUAACCAAUUUAAUGAUCCCGCCUUCCUCACGUGAAUGAGCACCUCAUCAGUAUCCUCAAAAGUAUCGUGAUACAUUGAAAUACACAAAUGACGAAGGGUUAAAGUUUUUAGCCGUUAGCAUUAUGCCAAGCAAUAAUCGUCGGUAAUGACGACCGUAGGUCCACUAAAACAACGGAAACCUUCCUACUAUAUAAGAGAAGGCGGAUCAUGGCCACAAAAACGGACGCAUCUCUUAGCUAUAUGCUGUUGCUAUCCUUGCCAGAACCUAGGGCAAAUUGUGAGUAUCGUAGCAUAAGUGGGAUGCCCACCUGUGAGCAAAUACAUUGGUGCUGAUUGUGAUUGUGAAGAGCAGGAGACUUUGCCUAUGCGGCCAACGAAAAACACAGAAUACAUGGAUGAACGAAUGAAAUAUGGAUGAGCUGUGGACCGAGUGAACGUCACUACCUGUACAGUAGAGACAAUAUCAGUAAAUAGAAAAGAUGGAUAAUCAUACCAAUGAUCACGAACUGGGCUCAUGUCGAACUGCGCUGGCGUAUCAAGGAUAAAGAAGAAAGCUGGAAAACAAUCGUAGAAAAGGUCCCAUCCGUCAAAGUUACACGACGGCCGAAACAUAAUCGUAGUUGCGCAAACCUCGGUUAGAAAAACACGGGAAUUAUGCGACACAUUAUGACGUAAUUUGACAUCUCAUCCGACUCUACUUUAAACGAUGUCUUAAUCCUAUCAGAGUCCCAUAAUAAGAGAACGUCUUGCCUUUCAAUCCACCUACAGUAGUAAUAUUAAUGACCAUUUCAAACCCAAUCCAAGCAGCAUGUGUGGAUACGAGCAAUGGAUUGUAUCAAGCGUGUACAGAUUGUGUUAUGGAAGACUGAUUGUUAGCUCUUGAACGGUUAACGAUCAAAGCUGCAAGAGCGUAAUGCUACUUCUGAAUAGGUUUCUAUUUCCCAUAUAUCACAAAACAAUCAAGAUCAAGAAGAUUUCAGGAAAUGGGACUUUGGUCUUUGUAUGUGCGUAUAUCAUACACUGCUCAGCACACUCGUCUUAGAAGUUGUCUAGCGGAUUUAUAUGGAAUCACUUAAAAGUUGCCUCUAGUGGCAGGUUAGUGUCAUGGCUAUCUCAUAUGUAUGUGGAUGCAAAAGGUAAAACGCGAUGAUAUUAUAAUAACAUCCUUAUUAAUAUAAUUAUAAACAAAUAAUAUAGGAUACAAAAGUCAUAAUGUAAGAGUAUUGGACGCAAGUAUAAAAAGUACGUGAGUCUGAAUUUUUGCGUUCUUGCGGUUAGCUUAUAAUAGUAUUAUUGACUGCAAUCGCUCAAUCGGGGUCAUCUAGCGCACUCACAAAGAAAUGGUGGGUCUUAAACGUAGGUAGUACGAACGGGUCAAACUUUGACGAACGUUACCGGAGAACGAUACAAUUAAUAUCAAGAUUUACAUGAAUUAAUAUACAUUGCAUGUUGUGUAAAAGUAACAAGACAAAGCUGAAAAAAAGAACAGAUAAUCCAAACCGGCGACAAACAGCAGCGAUUUGAUAUCAUUUACUAUGCGAACUUACAUUUCUUACACGAAGUACCACAGGACAACUUAUAAUAGCCAGAAUAAGGAUGAUAAAGUAUUUUAGGCUGGAGGUAAAUGCUGCGGUGGAGAGUUUCUAGCAGGCAGACGGGCACUUUUGAACGUGUGACAAAUCGACUAAAUCCUAAAAUUUAGGUGCAGGCAAAAAGAAGCGCCAUUUUAACUAAAUAUGCAAUCGAGGUACUUCAUUCUCAUCGUCUCGUGCCAAUUGUCAGUCUAACUAAAACGACACGUAUGGUAUAAGUGAGAAAAGGUCAGCUGGUACCAUAGUCACGUACAUACAAAUGAAUUGAACCUUCGAUCGAAAAGAAGCAACGCUGAAUUUUCAGUCGCCGCAUUUACCCUUCUUUACCUACGGCCGUUGUACGUAAAUGAGGGUAUCUUCUAAUCGUUUGUACAGGGAGCAAUACGUGUCAGCAAUGAAAAACCCAGAUUCCUGACGGUGACGACACAAACUGGAUGCAUAGCAUACACGUUGAUUACUAGCGAAUUUAUUAACAAUAAUAGAAAGGAAAUGUUUAGGUACAUCUACAUAGGAACAAUGGUAGCUGACUUCUGAUCUGCUUUUCGUGAACAAGGUUAGGAUUUCAGCUAUUAUAAUCGUAUACCUCACCCAUGUACAGCCGCUAUACCGGCCAAAGUUUGAGGAAUUACGAAUACCAAAAAGUCGUUGAGCGGUCGAGAGUGGGGGUGGGUUGAAAGGGACUGGUGUUUAAGGUGGGUUCGAUGUCCGACACGAUGCGGUAGGAACGUGUUUAUCUACUGAGCUGGUGCAGGUUCUUCUUUCGGGUCUGCCCUGGUAAAAUGCCUAACGGCAAUACGAGAGCUAAAUCUCGAAACAUAGGGGUUCUAGCUUGAGCGUAAGUACACGGCUCGAUUUGUGCUAAGAACGGUCAGCCGCCCGAAGUAGUACCCAGUGACAGCGCUAGCCAUAUGAUUUUUCGACGCGUCGAAUCUACAUUGAGGACGGGAAUGGCUGAUAAUUGCCGAAAUGGCACUAUUCGGGUGUGCAUAGCUAUUAUUUUAUGCAUGAUAUACAUAGUGCUAGAUACAGGAGCAAUGGACGACAACCAAUUGUGGUACACAGUUUAAUACCGGGUAAGAGAAAACAGCCUAAAUUUGUUUAGUUUUCUGUGAAAUCUACUUUAAAGAAGAGUAGAUUGAGGAAAGGCAAAUAGACGACGCCGGUAUAUAAAUAAAUGUAUGUAGAUGUAUUGCAGAGUUGUUCAGUCACAAUGAGAAAAACUAACGUAAGGGUCUAACGUUUUAGGUCGUAGGCUUUUGCACGCAAUCAUCAUACGGUAGUCUCACAACAUUAUCUGUAACGACAGCGGCGCAAAGGAGAGAUAGCUCGAUGCGUCCACAUGUACAAAUUCUAAUUAUAUGUAUAUAUAUAUACAUCAAUUGAUCUGAAUCAACUGAUUCUGAACAUUGCACCGCUACUGAUAACUGAAAACGAUAAACUAGUAACGAAGAGGAACAAUAAUCUAAAUACAUUUACGUAGUUAAUCGCGCUGCAGAGUAACAAUAUCCGCAACUAACGAGUGAAGUAAUUGUAGAAAAGCUGACUGCUUAUCUUCAAGUUGUUGAAGACCUAAAGAUGAGAUCUUCAGAAACGAGUAUACAAACAUUCGAUUGAUUCACAUGUAGUAUAUACCCUUAUAUCUAUUGAUGUUUUGUAGGUAUGUCUGAAUUGGCUUCCAGUUUUCCGACCGAGUCACUAAUGAUGUUAAGCAGAAGAAAUUUAGCACAAUUCAUAUCGACAGGGCAGAUUUUAUUCGACAUUUAAAGUACCGCUAAUCACUUACGGGUCUCCGUAAACGGUUAUAUAAAGAAAAAAAAAAAGAAAGAAAGAAAAAAAAUAGGAAUUAGGUUCUUGGAGAGACGUCGCUGUCUAAGCCUCGCCAACACUGCUCCACCCCGUUACUGGACCCACUUAUAAGCCUAUACAUGCAUAUAAGUACUAAUCACUAAUUAUACAAAAAGAAUGUUCAGGGUCUUUUCAAAAAAAAAAAAACAAAAAUAAAGGAGUGACAAAAAAGAUACUAUUGCCAAGACGACAGUCGGUUAGCAGAGCUACAUCACGAGAUAUUGGCGAAGAAAAACAGAAGGUCAACAACGAACGUAAUUCGAAAUUAUUCAUUGAAUCAAUAACACAUUAACUGUGUAGUGAUAUAAGCACACAAUUGAAGAUGGCAGCAGAACGAAAAAUAACGUCGGAUUAACAAUUCUCUCUCUCGCAUUGGUCUUUCCCUCGCUUUUGUACUGAACACAUCCAUCAACGAUAGCCAAUUGAUCAACGGAGCGAAAACGUAUAGUUCUCGUUUUAUCGUAUCAUAAACUAAAACCGGCCGUAUCGAGGAAGACAAAUUUAUUACCCCCCACUGUAAAUCCGGACAGCGAGAGAAAAGAGAAGGCGAGGCGCAAAGAACACCAGAAGAACAACGCAAGUUGGACACGCGAAGAAAGCUAAA
Messenger RNA from Varroa destructor (honeybee mite), 5932 nucleotides. RefSeq names its product irregular chiasm C-roughest protein-like. NCBI's taxonomy places the organism in Eukaryota, Metazoa, Arthropoda, Arachnida, Mesostigmata, Varroidae. The record is from RefSeq and is a predicted model, not a curated record.